GGCGCAGGUCCGGUUGUUAUGGUGAAGCAUUCUCCCUAAGGGCUGGCUGGAGCAGGAGCAGGGACAAGGGACAGCGGACAGCAGCUGAUUCAGUUUCACAGCCGCAGACCUGCACAGGAGCCACCGCUGACAGUCAGCUCCACAGUUGGAGACAGAAACAAUGUCACUGGGCACCAAGUCACUGAAGUCAUCACACCUAACUUUCGUGCAUCAACAGCGACAAGUUGACUUUGGAGAAGUCGCCACUUCACCACCAGGAGAUAUCUGAAUGCUGUCACUCACCAUUACCUGAAGUAGACCCUGUGGGAAUUCAACCUUGUCCCUUGUUAUUGUCAUUGCUUAAACGUCCUGGUUCUUCCUACCUCAUGGAUUUUUCAUUUACUAUGGAUUGUCCUAAACUUGUUGCUGUUUUGGAUCCAAGUCUUGGACACAGUUUCCAGCGCUAUGAAUUAGACGAUAAACUGGAGCAUCUGACCUGGAGAGUGGUUUGACUCUGCUUUUCGAGCGAAACCUUUUCCAGUUCUGUCUCUCUUAAUCCAGAGGAUCAUUGGCCAAGUUGCCCACAGUUGACAUGGAUGGGAGAACUGACAGUUGGUUACAAACCUCAGCUCGGAUGCUUAUGUUUUGGACACCUUUCUACCACCUUUUUUCCUUAGCAAGAUAAAAGAUCUAAAAGAUGGGAAAGAGACGUUGCAACAAUUUUAUGUGUUGCUUACUUGUGAAAUCAUGGAGAUAUCUGGCACCUGAUGAUAUAAAUUAAGUUGUUUUGAUUCAUCAUUCAUCAGACAUUGUUGCUGCUUGCUUUAAUUUUUUUUUUUCAUGAAAGGAUAUUUUGAGAGAAUCCGUGCUCUCCCACAGGCGUAGGCCUGUUUGGCCUCUUUAAGGGGCACAAAGGAGGCAUAUGAGAAAUUUGAUUUAAUUUCUUUGUGGAUUAAAAUAAAUAAACAGGAACAGAGAAGCGAAGACACUGUGGCAGUUUGUCGUGUUGUGGUGACAUGGCUGCAGAUCACAGCGAGCUGCUGGCUGAGAUGGCCACAGUCGGGCGUCUGAGUGCCACCGAACGCCUGAAGCACGCCCAGAAGCGCCGCGCACAGCAGCUGAAGGCUUGGAUGCAGAUGGAGAAGGAUGCUGGACGAGGGUCAAGGGCCAAAGCAGAUAAGAAGAAAACCCGCACCACCAAAGUGACAUUCCCCAACACCGUCACCCUGCUUGACGCAGCUGCCCGCAAUGACCUGGAGGAGGUGAGGGAGCUGCUUAACAGUGGCGUCAGCCCAGAUCUGGUCAACGAGGAUGGACUGACAGCCCUACAUCAGUGCUGCAUUGAUGACUUUGUGGAGAUAGUGCAAUGCCUGCUGGAUGCUGGUGCCUGUGUGAACGCCUGUGACAGUGAGUUGUGGACACCGCUGCACGCUGCUGCCACCUGUGGACACACCGGUCUGGUGCAGCUCUUGAUUCAGGCUGGCGCUGACCUGCUGGCUGUCAACGCAGAUGGCAACAUGCCCUAUGACCUCUGUGAGGAUGAGGCCACCCUCGAGCUGCUGGAGAUGGUCAUGGCUGAACAGGGGAUAACUCAGGACCGCAUAGAUGAAUGCAGAGCGGCUAAAGAGACGGCCAUGCUAGCUGACGUUCGGGCUCUGGUUCAGAGCGGGGUCGACCUAAACGCUCAGGAUGAUAAUGGAGCAACGCUGCUCCAUAUAGCAUCUGCUAAUGGCUACUUAUCUGUGGCGGAGCUGUUGCUAGAGAACAGAGCUCAGGUGGAGGUGAAGGACGCUGAUGGCUGGACACCGCUACAUGCCGCCUCCUGCUGGGGACAGAUGCAAAUGGUGGAACUGCUGGUAGCCCAUGGAGCCAGUCUUGACACCAAGUCUGUCCUGGAGGAGACACCUCUGGAUGUGUGUAUGGAUGAGGAAGUGAGAGCCAAACUAAUGGAACUAAAGCACAAACAUGAUGCCAUCAUGAAGAGCCAGGACCGGCAGAAAGGCACACUGCAAAGACGAGCGUCUAGUACUGGCAGCAGAGGUAAGGUUGUGCGUCGGGUCAGCGUGAACGAGCGCUCCAGUCUGUACCGACGAGAGCACCACAAAGAGGCCAUGGUGUGGCAGGAGCGUGGCCGACAGCCUGAUCCGCAGGACGACGAUGAGGACAGACAAACAGACAUUGAGCUGCACCAGCAUGCCACUAUGGUUGCUGGUGGUACAUCGGUAUCACGUUUAGAGGAACUGGAAGCUGCAGACAGGAAAAUAGUGUCCAGCCUAGGUAAUGGAGGGACUUCUGUUUCCCUGGCCGCCUCUGUGCCUGGAGAGCUGUGGAGUGGCGGAGGUCUCAUGGAGCGCAGCGCCUCCUACCAGCUCAGCCCUGCAUCUGGACCUGGGUUAGCAUCUGGGUCUGCGGAGGGCGAGGGGGCAGACAGUAUGACUCGAGAGAAAUCACACCACACGUUGGCUGACCUGAAACGCCAAAGGGCAGCUGCCAAGCUCAAUAAAUACCCUGCACCUCCGCCACCCCUGCCCCCUCCCGUAGAGGAGGAGCCUUCUGUUGCAGCGGCUGAGGUUACAGCCACUCAGGCCCAGCCAGAGCUCCAAGCAACACCCGGUACAGAGCAGGUGGCCUCCCCGAGCCAGGUGUACUUCACCCCAGCCAGCGGAGAUCCUCCGCUUCUGAAACUUCGAGCCCCCGAGGAGGACCAGUCUAACAGCAAGGAACCUUGCUGUGGACUCAUGUAGACAGCCUGACACACUCCACACGACGUAUACAAAAACUUACUGCCUACAGAGUAGAGGAGCUAGGCAUGUUACACUCCAAAGUGGCUAAAACAUUUCAAAACAAGACAUGUUUGAAAUGAAUCAUUGAAGACUGCAAGUUAAGGCCACAUGCCAAUGAGGGCUUGAUCUACACUGCAUUUCAGAUGAAGUGCAAUCUAUGCACUUAUUCUCUCUGUGCUUAUCUUUUUUUUUUUUUAUAAAAUCAAUAUGAUACACUUCAGGUCCCAGCAUUCCCUGAUGCUCCCUCUUAAUUACAGGUGGCAUGAUGUGAGGGACUGAUGUAAGACUCCAGGUGUCCAUCUAGUGACUCUUAGGAGAACUACAAGUUUCAGUAAUACAGUCACAAGCAAAGAUCUGCUUUACUCAAAGUCUUUAUGGUCAUUAUUUUAUUCAUCGCUUACUUAACUACUCAAAUACCGUAGAUUCAUUGAAAAGCCUUAGAAUCAGGUGAAAGCUGAAUUAUCCACGUAAAUUGGAAUGAAAUUGAACUGAUUUAUUUAAAUUAAGAAUGAGUGAAUGAGGUGAAAGUUCUGUUUUCUUUGCGGAGUGACUGCAAUGAAGGGUACGAUAUCUGCAUCUGCAUACGUUUAUAUGAAAAGAAGGUGGUUUUGUGUGGUUGGGAGAUUGCUUGGUUAUGAUAGUUUCAUUAUACCAUAUAACUAUUCUGAAUUUACAUUUACAUUUUCUUGUUUGAUUUUUUUUUUUUCGUGGACUGAAAGUAUACUAAAUCAUUUUCUUUUGUUACUUUUCCAGUGCACAAAAAAAAAGCCUAAAUUUCAACGUGUAAUUGUGCAAUUUGUAAAUUAAAUGUUCUGUCUCUCUA
Toxotes jaculatrix (banded archerfish) is the source of this 3585-nucleotide messenger RNA. RefSeq names its product protein phosphatase 1, regulatory subunit 16A (gene ppp1r16a). NCBI's taxonomy places the organism in Eukaryota, Metazoa, Chordata, Actinopteri, Toxotidae. The record is from RefSeq and is a predicted model, not a curated record. Gene Ontology annotation, molecular function: phosphatase regulator activity; enzyme inhibitor activity; protein binding. The transcript has 11 exons. Gene Ontology annotation, cellular component: cytoplasm. The coding region runs from base 996 to 2723 and encodes 575 amino acids.